AUGCCGCCCCUAAAUCUUGACUUGCCGCGGGAUUCGUUUACACGGAGGUCCACAGACCUCAAGGCAGGCGACUGGUGGAUACUCGGGUCUACUGAUUAUGCUGUGGUCGACCCAACAAGGCCACGGACUUCAAGCGAUCUUGUGCGGCGUUUUGAGAGACCGAAGCAACUCGCAGAUGACUUGUACGAUUCAGGCUGGUACGCCGCCAGCCCCGGUUCGAGGGUGUUCGGCUUCCCUGAUCGGACGAGGUACAGCAGCUUCCGCAUCCAGCAACAGCCUGAGUAUGAGGGAUUGAAAGGCGGUGACGUCUCCCGAGCCCUGCAAAAUAAGUCCAGGUACACAAGGGACCCAGUUGCAGAUGCGAAAGCGCCCAAUCUUCUCCCGUCUGUUUCUCGCGGGCAGAGUUCCUUCAUCAGCGUUCCUGCCCGCAAAAGUUCGAUUUAUGUUCCAGGCGGCUCUUCAACCAAUGUGACGUACCAUGCAAAUGUGCCCUCCUUUCGCGCCAUUGUGAAACAAAUGCAAGAAGAUUCUCAACGCCGUCGCCCUAGCGAAAUCAGUAUACUGUCACCGGAAGGGCAGAGCAGCACGGCAAGAAUACCCAGCAUUUACUCCGCAAAUACUGAACUCACGAUCAGCUUUACAAGGAACUCCAGCUCCGGAAUUAAGGAUGAGUUGAACCCACGAAGUGGGACGGGAAGCAUCAGCUCCAUGAGCUCGACAGAUUCCGUAUACCACAAGCUAGCACGAGAAAGGCUCAAGAGAAGCUUCACUCGCCUGGCUUCCAGAAUGAGCACUUCAGUUUCCCGUGGACAGGUAGAGGAAUCAGACGCGGAUGUACCCCCAAAGGGAGAUGGCGUGGACCCUGCUGUUACCGAAGUCCGCCAACAAACAGUAACUGUCCUGAAACAACUGGAAGAGAACGCUCAUCUGGUACACAAGGAAAUGCGUAACUUGCAGAGGGCCGCUGAAGUUGCAGAGGAGCUGGCGUCUCAAGUGAAACCUGAAUUAGAAGCGAAAAAGCGUCGGGGUGGAUCGCUGAAAAUGCCAAGCGGUCCACGAGAUCGAUUGGGUAUUGGCAACCUGCAGGUGUUUGGGUUAGAGAUUGUAGAGCCUCACGCUGCUAUGACAGAUACUCAGCUCCAGGAAGUGCAGAAAGCAGCGGAGGCUGCACGAGAGCAGCGCCAGAAUCGACUUGAAGCCCUUAAGCGGCUCCAAGACCAUUUAACCAUUGCCCGCGAAUGCCAAGAAAAAUUCAGAAGAGCCCCACCAUCUACAAUAUCUGCUGCAUUCAACACCUUCGAUAUGGUAGCGGGGCACUGGUCAAGUUGGGAUCCGCACGCGCCUUUGCUUCUGCCGGUGGCGCUCGCGGCUCUCGCUUGUACAAUGGCAUACGACGUUUGCGCCACCGGUUCCACUGAGGUAGCAGCUCAAACCCUUGCAAGCUUAUUGUUCCAUACUGGUUCAGGGAAAGCAGCUGAAAAAAUGGUAAAGCGCAGUUUACGGCAUUCUGCAAUGCACGAUUCCAUGUUGGAACACAAGGCACUCGUUGAGAGAAUGGCUGUGAAGAUGCUUGCUCUGGUCCUAGAUCACGACGCCAGGUCAAGUCGCCGUGCUUCCUCCCAGCUACAGGUUCCGCGAGGAGAGCGCAGUGCCCCUGUGUUGACCAGCACGCAAGAUGGGGCUAAAGAUCCCACAGGUGCAAAUGCACCAAAGCGAGCUUGCUUCUUCAACAUUGUAUCUGUGGCUCAGGAGGCAAUCUUGGCUAUCCAUGAGGCCGGCGGUCGCCGAGGGAAACCCGUGUCUCUAGAGCGCGAAGCAGAACGGAAUCGCGACCCAAGAAUUAGUCGCAAUGAAAGAGCUCUGUUGGUGAAGCUGGAGUUUGCGUUUUUGGAGCUGCGCUUGCUCCUGAACAGACUUAUGGCUCUUCGCCUGGCACUCAGCGAGCUGGGGUGCACGCAGCACGCAUGGGAGCGAAUCAAUGAGUUUAACGUACGCGUAGCGGAUUUUUUAGGCGACCUGAAGCAUACCGGCACACAAGUGGACUGA
Eimeria mitis is the source of this 2046-nucleotide messenger RNA. RefSeq lists its product as uncharacterized. Bases 1 to 2046 code for a protein of 681 amino acids. The record is from RefSeq and is a predicted model, not a curated record. The transcript has 6 exons. Lineage: Eukaryota; Apicomplexa; Conoidasida; Eucoccidiorida; Eimeriidae.